AUGUCUGAAAAUAAACGGGAUAUCCAAAUCUCCAAGGCCUUGGCAUAUCUCCUUCGCCAUGGCGCUGUGAAUGAGGGGCUUCCCAUAGAUAACAACGGUUACGUCUCCAUUGAGCUUUUGCUUAGACACAAUAGGCUGAAAAGCUUACAAUGCACGCUGCAAGACGUUGAACGGGUGGUGGCUAACAACGUGAAGAAACGGUUCCAUAUGCAGAGCAGCCACGACGGUCAGACAGUCAUAUGUGCCACACAAGGUCAUUCUCUCGCACAAGUGACACCAUCUGACGAAGUCCUUCACCAAAUCUCCGCCACAGAAGAAAUCCCUUCCAAACUUGUGCAUGGCACCAACUUCAGCAAUCUAAGACUCAUACUCCAAACCGGCUCUCUUAAAAAGAUGCGCAGAAACCACAUACAUCUAGCGGCUGGUGUCACCGGCUUGGAUGAAAAGGUGGUUAGUGGCAUGCGGACUUCCAGCAACGUUUACAUCUAUCUGAAAGUGAGAGAUCUGUGCGAGAAAUACCAAGUGUUCAGGUCGUUGAACGAUGUGUAUUUGGCACCCGAGGAUAUACCGAUAAGUUUGAUCCAGAAUGUUGUUUUAGUCGGCAGCGAUAAAAAUAAAUCUAUUGUAAAGGAAUUGCAACAGGCCCUGAACCAGCACAAUGUACCAUUUGAAGUAUCUGAGGAUGGUCACACGGUAUAA
Molecule: messenger RNA, 699 nt
Organism: Lachancea lanzarotensis
Lineage: Eukaryota; Fungi; Ascomycota; Saccharomycetes; Saccharomycetales; Saccharomycetaceae
Gene: TPT1
Product: LALA0S02e10506g1_1
Exons: 1
Coding region: 1-699 (232 amino acids)
Biological process (GO): tRNA splicing, via endonucleolytic cleavage and ligation
Molecular function (GO): tRNA 2'-phosphotransferase activity
Source: RefSeq, a predicted model, not a curated record